CACCUCAAUCUCUCAAGGGCCUACUUCCACUACACAAAUCCAUUCAUAGUAGCAAUACAGUCUAUCCAAUCUUAAAGCUCUUCAAAGCCACCGAAAACCCCACGAUGCAAAUCCCCAUCCUCUUCCUCGCCCUCCUCGCCACCUUCACUACCGCACAAAACGCUUGCACUGGCGACAAAUCCCAAGCAGGGUACUGCACCGCCCUAACCUACGUUGACCGCACCACCUCUGUGACCGGGCCCCCCACCGUCACCGAAUGCCUCGACACAUGUCGAGGUGUCCUCUCUGAAGCUGGAGACUGGCAGAUCGACUUCCGUGGCCAGCCCGCAUCCUACGUGCAAGUUAUGAUGGGAUAUCCGUGCGAGUUUGCGGUGUCAAGGCCCGCGAGUGAACCCCAGUAUGUGACUGCAGUGCAUAACCAAGAUAUCAUUGAUAUUAUCGAUGAGGUUAAUAAAAGGUUUGGGGGAUUGCAUGCCGGCAAGGUGGCGGCGACGGGGACGAUGAAUUGUGGCGGGCAUAUUGCGAAUUGGUAUGUGGAUUAGAUGGACAGUGUCAAUGGGAAGAGAAUUCCAUCAGCCAAGCCUCUUGCUAGAAUUUAGGAGGCUGUUGAAAGAGUAUAGUGGCUAGGUUUUGUUGUUAAAUCCGAUAUAUUCCUCCCCAUGCUCCUUCAAACUGCCUAUAUUCAGCCCACCUCUCUUCUUUUACCCACGAACGAAUAUAUCAAUUCUGUGACCAACACAUCUCUCUUCAUUCUC
Molecule: messenger RNA, 755 nt
Organism: Lindgomyces ingoldianus
Lineage: Eukaryota; Fungi; Ascomycota; Dothideomycetes; Pleosporales; Lindgomycetaceae
Exons: 1
Coding region: 105-542 (145 amino acids)
Source: RefSeq, a predicted model, not a curated record